AUGGUCGGAAGAAUUGUCCUUCUUUCUGUUUUCUUCCGAUGUUUCAAUGGAGUUCGAAGAAGCGGUUUGCCUGAAAAAAUCCAAGUUUCCCACCAUCAAAACAAGAUUUUCAGGUAAAUUUCAAAAGAUUGAUUUGUUUGCUAAAUGUACGUGUGGUUGCGACUUUUUUAUAAUAGAAAUUUAUUGAAGCAAAAAACUAAAAAUACAAAAAGUUACACUCUACACAAUUAGAACACAAAGACAAAACAAUUUACAAUUGCUAAAACACAGCUAAAAUAACCUAGGAAAUUGACCCGAAGAAAACCUAAUGAAAACCGUUUCCUAAUCAAUGUGGCAACGCACAAAACACCUAACAAAAACUGCAGACAACUGCACACACAAAAAAAAAUUGACAGAAAAACGAAAAAAGAUAGGCGUCUCAUGCCGCCACCUCUGCCACGUCACACGCACGUGAAAUAAAUUAAUAUAUAAAAAUAUUGAUUCUUUUUAUCUCUUUUAUUUAUUCUUUUUUUUACUACAUUUCGUAACAGCAUUAUCAACGUCAAAGUGGUUUGGCACCAAAAUGAGAAAAUAAAUUAUCAGAAAAAACCCGUUUUCGCGGGGAUACAGCCAAAUUUUACAUAAUACACACAAGCAUUCGCCCUCUAAUUUUUUUCGCUGCGAGAUAUCGCAGUUGGGUAAAUCAGCGCCUUUUUAUUUCAAUCGAUUUUUUUUUGUUUUUUACGCAAAACCGGCGUUUGUGCUUAAUUUGUGAAUGUCGAGUAUUACUAGCUAUUUAUCGAUUUUAUUUUUUGCAGCACAUACGACAUCUCCCACCCACUCACUAGUUUAGAUUAUUUCAUAGGGCAUAAUUUUCUUCGAGCAAAAUUGGGAAUUUUUGGAGGUAGCUGAAUUUCCGCCAUUUCCAAAAUUCGGAUCGAUUCUGCUCAACAAAUUCGCCGAAAAUCAACCGGCUUCCAUCGAUUUGUGGCGACAAAUUCGUUUGAAGGGUCCGGUGGAAUCGAAGAAUUGUCCACUGCUUACAACACUCAUGCAAUGGAAGUUCAACUAUUUGGCGGUUUGCCUGCAAAAAUCAUCAAGUUUCGCCAAACUAUCAAAACAAUAAAAUUCGAAGGAUAAAGGUGCAAGAUUUUGCUGGUUUAAAUGUACGUGUGAAUUUGCGUGACUUUAUAAUAGAAAUUUAUGUGAAUGCAAUUAUAAACAAACAUAUUCUGAAAAGUUACACUAAUCAAUUAGAACACAAAUGACAAAACAAUGUUGAGCAAUUGCUAAAUACACAGCUAAAAUAAUUCCCUAGGAAAUUGACCCGAAGAAAACCUAAUGAAAAAUGUUGAGCAAUAACGGCGAAAUUCCCGAAUUUCAAAACACCUAACAAAAACCUGAAAACUGCACACACAAAAAACAGAAAACGAAAAAUGAACAUUCUACGCCGCUACCUGCCACGUCACACGUGCACGUGAAAUAAAUUAAUAUAAAAAUAUUGAUUUUAUGCAGCUCUUUUAUUUGAACAUACUACAUUUCGAUGAAACACCGGUUGAUUUUCAACGGCGAGUGGCUGAAGAUCCAAAAUGAGAAAAUAAAUUCAAAACCCGUUUUCGCGGGGAUACCGUACACACACACAAGCACGCUCCCUCAUGAUUUCUCAAUGGAAAUUCGCUGCGAGAUAUCGCAGUUGGGUAAAUCGGUGCGCCUUUACCUUUCAAUCGAUUUUUUUUUGUUUUUUACGCAAAACCGGCGUUUAACUUGGAUACGUCGAGUAUUACAGCUAUUUAAAUUUAGGCAGCAUACGACAUCUGGAGAAAGAAGGUAAGACUUUUCAGUCGAAUUUUCAUUGAAAAAUCAUGAUUUUCAGGAUUUCCGCCAAAAUCAACCGGAUCUUCGCCAAUUUCGCCGAAAAUCAACCGGAUUCCACUGAACACAUGCCGAUGGCAUGCUUAGCAACAGCUGCAAUAGUUUCAACUUCUUCAAACCAUCAUCAAAAAUAA
Molecule: messenger RNA, 1985 nt
Organism: Caenorhabditis angaria
Lineage: Eukaryota; Metazoa; Nematoda; Chromadorea; Rhabditida; Rhabditidae
Source: the annotation of a GenBank genome assembly